Molecule: messenger RNA, 2513 nt
Organism: Xiphias gladius (swordfish)
Lineage: Eukaryota; Metazoa; Chordata; Actinopteri; Istiophoriformes; Xiphiidae
Exons: 4
Coding region: 22-2100 (692 amino acids)
Source: RefSeq, a predicted model, not a curated record
ACAGACGCCGCUGCCAAUGCAAUGCCUCUGUUUCGGGCCUCACCUGAACUUGUCGGGGCGAAGGCUCGGGCCGGGCGGAGGCGGGUGAGGAAAGUGGAGGGGAUGGGGAGCUGCGGCGAGACAGAUGACGGCGGCUCUGUCCCUCCGUUGGCACGGAUGUGCCUGCUUAGCCUCGCUGACAACAUGAAGGACGUGUGGGUGAAGGACUACGCUGUCCACUACCUGGAUCAGUAUUCAUUCAGGCACAUUAUGGGGCCUUUCAACUUACUGCCAGGUGAGCUGGUCGAGGAGCUCACGAGGCUGCUGUGUACCAGAAAGCAGUUGUCCCGGGCAGCUCUCCACCUCCUUCUGGUCCCCCAACUCCGUGGCCUGUCUCUGCAACGGUGUCCUGGUCUGGUCACCUCCGCCCUCUGUGCCCACAUUACUGCACGUUGCCAGGGUCUGUGGAGUCUGGAUCUAUCUGGAGCGCAGCAGCUGCCUUCAAAAGUCCUGUCUGAAACUCUCUGCUGUCUACCUGCCCUCCGCUCGCUCUCCCUGGCUGGGAUGCCUUGUGACAGAUCUGUCAUCAGGACGAUUGCCCAAUGCUGCCGUUUGCUGCGCCAUCUAGAUGUAUCUCACUGUCAUUUCCUUUCCCCUGCUUCACUACUUCCUCUUGGAGGUGGGUCUUUCUGCUCAUCAUCUGCUAUUCCUUCUAGCUCAUCUUCUUGCUGCACCGCUACAUCUCAGUCUCCUCUUUACCCUUUCUCCUCUGACCCCUCCUCCUCCUUUUCUGCACCCCUGUCUCCUCUCCCCCUCAUCAGUCUAAUGGCUCUGGAUACUGGGUUUGGGGAACAAGAUGGAGACCCUGUGGUGGCAGCAGCCUACCUACUCCUCUCCCUGCCUGGCCUGGAAAGAGUGGCCAUGGAGGGCCUUGCCCAGGCCUGCUGUCUCAUUGAGCACAAAGCGUUUAGCCAGACAGAUGAGUUCACUGACAGAGAAGGAGUUCCGAGGCUGAAGGAUGUGUGGAGGGAGAGGAGACACAGGCAGGGAAUGGAUAGUUGGACGAGGAAGAAGAGAGGAGGAGCAGCGGCAGUGGAUGAGGAACAUGAGGAUGAUGAGGAGAAGGAGAGGAUAUUGUGGGAAGGGUAUGGUGGUGAGAGGGAGGAUGAUGGAAGUGGAGAUGAAGGGCCAAGUUGCUCUUUGAACCAAGCAGAAGAAAAAAGGAGAGGGAGAGUUUUGUCACAGUCAGGUGACGAACAACUGAUCUUGCGCCUAAAGGAUGUCAAGGGCUUAACUUGUGACUUUCUGGACAGUUUAGGCCAUUUAUGUCCAGACAUCUACUCCAUAUCUGUGACCGCUGAUGAUCAUGAAGAUACUAGAGGAAGAAGCCAGGGGACUGUGUUAGCUGCAGGCCUCCACACCUGGUCAGGCCAGCUACAGAACCUUUCAGUACACUUCCCAGGCGAUCUGGUGGAUCUCCUUCCUGCCUUGCAAGUUGCAGGCUCCUCCCUGGUCUCUCUCACCCUGGAAGAGGUGAAAACCAGCCCUCACACCCCUCUACUGGAGGUCAUCAAGGCCUGUCCUAGACUCAGAGAUCUGCUCAUCUCUGCCGAGCCUCCCACCAUGCCACAGGAAGAAGAAGAAGAUCACGAUCGGCGGGAUAAUCACGAUCGGCCGGAUGAUCGGGAUCUUCCACGGCUGCCUAACCUCCGCUCUCUCACACUCAAUUUCUCCUACAUUCACAGCCAAAUGAAGCCUGCCAUGUCCUGGAUGUCCCUGAAGAAGGGGCUCAGGUGUCUACUGACUGGUUCUCCUUUACUGGAGAAGCUCUCACUGGUCUCCCUGCCGUGCCCUCUGAACUGCGUCUUACGGGACGUACUGCGCAUAGGGGACUUGGACCUGUAUCUCUCUGCGGAUUCCACAGACUUAGCUCCAGUGCCACUCGGACGGCUACAGCACAUUGAUUUGCUGCGGACAGAUGUGAAGAUGAUAACAGUGAAAAAUAUAAUGCAACAGAGCAAGAGACUCAAGUUUGUAGAUGUGAGUUACUGCUGGCAAAUCAGUCAGCUCGAUUGGUGGGACUGCAUGUCGUCCAGUAAAGUCAAAGUUGUCUGGGUGUAGUGAAGAGAUGGCCAGCUUCCAAUACAGGGCAACACUGUUGAAGGUGGAUAAACAAUGCUUUAAAUUAUUGAAAUAAAAAGAUACAAUGCACACUUUCUACAGAGUCGAUUGCAGUAGUAUCUCAGCUUUUGUGACUAUAACUCUAUAGCUUUUGUUAUUUCUGUAACACAGACACAGAUUGAUCUUUCAGACUGUUUUUGCGCUGAUUGCACGUGCCUUUGAUUCUUGUCUCAAAUCAAAAGACAUUGGACCUAUUCCUACAGUGCCUGGGAUGAAUUGCAAUAAUUUUGUAUCAUCUGUAUUGUGCUUUAAAUCUUUUGACUAUCAUGUUUUUCUGAGGUAAUGGUGCAUCGAACAGACAACAUGUAACUUAUGCCUGAGAAACCCCAUGGUAGGAACACUAUCAAUAAAGA